Molecule: messenger RNA, 1224 nt
Organism: Seriola aureovittata
Lineage: Eukaryota; Metazoa; Chordata; Actinopteri; Carangiformes; Carangidae
Product: GTPase IMAP family member 9-like
Exons: 2
Coding region: 54-764 (236 amino acids)
Molecular function (GO): GTP binding
Source: RefSeq, a predicted model, not a curated record
AAAUGCUUCAAGAUUCACUGUCGACUGUACAGAGACACAGGUGUUGAGAAAAGAUGGCUUCAAUUCCUGCAGGAACUGAUCUGAGAAUCGUGAUGAUUGGGAAAACUGGUGUGGGGAAGAGUGCUGUUGGAAACACCAUUCUGGGAGAGCGUCAAUUCAACUCUCGUCCCUGUUCAGAGUCAGUUACUAAGUCCUGUGAUAAAAAUGAGAAACGCUUUGGUAGCACAAUGGUGAGUGUGAUAGACACACCUGGGAUCCUGGACACAAAGGUCUCCAAAAACUUCAUCAAAGAAGAAAUAGUGAGAUGCAUCAAAGUCUCAUGUCCUGGUCCUCAUGUCUUCCUGCUGGUCAUCCAAAUUGGUCGAUUCACCAAAGAAGAGAAAAACUCUGUGGAGGCCCUGCAGAAGCUGUUUGGUCCAAAAGCAAACCAGUACAUGAUUGUGCUGUUUACCCGCGGUGGUGAUCUUGGAGACAUGACCAUACAGGAGUAUGUACGUGAAGGCAGUGAAGACCUUCGUAAAGUCAUCCAAAGAUGUGGAGGCAGGUUCCACGCCUUUGAAAACACCAAGAAAGACACAACUCAAGUUGUGGAGCUGAUCAAGAAGAUCGACGACAUGGUGGCAGGAAACGGGGGAUCAUGUUACACGAAUGCCAUGUACAAAGAAGUGGUUGAAAAGGGCAACAAGAGUGAAGAUGAAUAUAACUUCAUUACUGAGCUGUGGAGAAACAUCCAGGAUUUUCUACAAAUUCUUACAAGAGAAUAAAUCUCUAUAAUCAAUGGCCUCAACACACAAGCUUACACAUAUCCAGUGUAAAAAGAAGUGUAUUUUACUUUAAUGGUCAGAUGACAAUAUUAAUAUUGUAUAUAAUAACUAGUUAGAUUUGAUCUCAUUUUCAUCAGCCUUGUUGUGUAUUGCCUGAGGUUCAUCUAUCAGUAAAAAUCUUUUAGAGAAAUUAUAUAUUAAUGAUUGUUAGAAUGCCUCUUUGGGUGAUGAUGAUAAAGUUUUACAGAUUAACAGUAGAUAUAAUACAGACUGUGAUGUGCUAAUAAAAUAAUGUAUUUCUGUAUUUCUUGAUUUUAUAUGAAUAUUCCUGGUGCUUUGGUGUGUCAGAACCUAAUUGUAUCCUGUUUAAUUUUCACUAACUGGUGUAACACGAAGCCCUUGAACAAGUCAUAUAUCAUGCCAAAGGUGAAAUAAACAUAUAUAUAUAUCCAACAAGAAA